Molecule: messenger RNA, 990 nt
Organism: Ostertagia ostertagi
Lineage: Eukaryota; Metazoa; Nematoda; Chromadorea; Rhabditida; Trichostrongylidae
Source: the annotation of a GenBank genome assembly
AUGCCGCUGUAUGACGAUGACGACUCGCCUCCCCCAGGAAAAGGUUCUGCCGAUAUUACGAAUGAAGUUUCUACAAGCUCAGAUAGCUCAAAAGAGGGUUCAAAUACAGCAAGGAAUGCACCAGUUGUGGACUUGUCAGCCCGCAACAGGGCCCCAAUCAACAUGCGUCGAAUCCAGCCUGUGCGCGCCCUUCCGAUAACGGACUGCGCUCCUCCAUCAUUUUUGCCCAAAGGGGCAGUCGACGACAGUGUUCCGAAUCUCUUGGUGAAUUACAUUGUCAAGAAUGAGUAUCAACCAGCGGUCCCAAAUGAGUACAUCGUAUGCAAACGAAAGGCUGAGGAACGAGAAGCGCGUGAAAGGCAUGCCAGAGAAGUGGCGGAAAGGCUGAGCCGUGACCACAAGGAGGAAGCGAGAAAGAGGCAGAAGGGUGCUGCUAUCGCUCCACCACAAGCGCUCCUCGAACCACCAUCCCCUCCAAAAGUGCGCUUUUUCCAAUUUCAAUCGCUGCUUUUAUUUCAUUCGAAUUUUUUUAGGAGUCGAAUUCACCCGCCAAAUUCGAUGCCGCCUCCAGCAUUCUUACCGUCCUUUGGCAAGGCUACUUCCAAAGGCCUUGGUGUUGCUGCCAACAUUAUGAGCAAAUUUGGCUAUAAACAUGGCGGCGGACUCGGACGUGAUGAGCAAGGAAUGAGCACAGCUCUCCAGUUGAAAACUAGGAGAACCUGGACUUUAUCAGUCAACGGAGAUCAGAAUAUGGUUGUCCUACGAAGCGACGACGACAGCAUUGAGCAUGAAAUUCGCGAAGAGAUGGCCAAGUAUGGUCAGGUGGCGUCCGUAGUUAUUCAUAAGCUGGAAGGUGUUAGUGAUGACGUCGCCGUACGAAUAUUCGUAGAGUUUACGAAUGUUGCACAAGCCAUCAAGGCCUUCGUGGUGAUGAAUGGUCGAUUUUUUCGGAGGUCGAUCGGUGGCUGCUUCAUUCUACUCCGUCGAUGA